This is a messenger RNA of Arabidopsis thaliana (thale cress), 1776 nucleotides long. It is a transcript of the gene DPBF2, whose product is annotated as Basic-leucine zipper (bZIP) transcription factor family protein. The record is from RefSeq and is marked reviewed. Gene Ontology annotation, cellular component: nucleus. Gene Ontology annotation, molecular function: DNA-binding transcription factor activity. NCBI's taxonomy places the organism in Eukaryota, Viridiplantae, Streptophyta, Magnoliopsida, Brassicales, Brassicaceae. The coding region runs from base 98 to 1093 and encodes 331 amino acids. The transcript is spliced from 5 exons. Gene Ontology annotation, biological process: positive regulation of DNA-templated transcription; regulation of DNA-templated transcription.
AUUUUAAAAGUAUCAGUUUACACUGACACAAUCCUUAACUAUUUUCCUUUGUUCUUCUUCAUCUUUAUUACACAUUUUUUUCAAGGUCUACCAAACGAUGUCGGUUUUCGAAUCGGAGACUUCGAACUUCCACGUCUACAACAACCACGAAAUCCAAACGCAACCGCAAAUGCAAACGUUUCUGUCGGAGGAGGAACCGGUAGGGAGACAGAACUCGAUUUUGUCACUAACUCUUGACGAAAUUCAGAUGAAAAGCGGUAAGAGCUUUGGAGCGAUGAACAUGGACGAGUUCCUAGCGAACUUGUGGACAACCGUUGAAGAAAACGACAACGAAGGAGGUGGGGCUCACAACGACGGAGAGAAGCCGGCGGUGCUGCCACGUCAAGGGUCGUUGUCCCUCCCUGUGCCUUUAUGCAAGAAAACGGUCGACGAGGUUUGGCUCGAGAUACAAAACGGUGUACAACAACAUCCACCGUCGUCGAAUUCCGGUCAAAACUCCGCCGAAAAUAUUCGCCGGCAACAAACCCUUGGUGAGAUCACUCUCGAGGAUUUUCUUGUUAAGGCUGGUGUUGUACAAGAACCGUUGAAGACAACGAUGAGGAUGUCGAGUUCUGAUUUUGGUUAUAACCCCGAGUUUGGAGUUGGUUUACAUUGUCAGAACCAAAACAAUUAUGGUGAUAACCGGUCGGUUUAUAGUGAAAACCGACCGUUUUACUCGGUUUUGGGAGAAUCUUCAAGCUGUAUGACCGGGAAUGGGAGGAGUAAUCAGUAUCUGACCGGUUUAGAUGCUUUUCGGAUCAAGAAACGGAUAAUUGAUGGUCCACCUGAAAUUUUGAUGGAGCGGAGACAACGGCGAAUGAUUAAAAACCGCGAAUCUGCGGCUCGGUCUCGAGCCCGGAGACAAGCUUAUACUGUGGAACUGGAGUUGGAAUUGAACAACCUCACGGAAGAAAACACGAAGCUGAAGGAAAUUGUGGAGGAAAAUGAGAAGAAAAGAAGACAAGAGAUAAUAAGUAGAAGCAAACAAGUGACUAAAGAGAAGAGCGGAGACAAAUUGAGAAAGAUUCGGAGGAUGGCCAGUGCCGGGUGGUAAAUAGAUAUGAGAGUUUGUGUAAUUUACAUAUGAUAUUUUAUUGAUCGUUUCUAUCUAUACACAUAAAUAUUUGUAUCUAUAUUAUAUUUUGAGACAAACAUGGAAUUUGUGUAUAUAGGAUCAUUUCUUUUUAUAUAUACUCAUAAAUCAUAAUCGCCAGAUUUAGUUUCUAUGUUUUCUUCAUCUUUCUCCGAUGCUGAAAUUACAUCGUUUAAUCCGAUAAUUUUAAUCAUGUGUUAGACUGUGAGUGUAGAUGAAAAUUUUGAAGAUAUUAGAAUACACCACUUGCUUUAAGCACAUGUUAUACAACAUACCGAAUUAUUUCUGUAUACACAAGCUGGAAAUAUUUCAUCUCCACUUCUUGAUUCUCACAUAGUAAUUUUCUGAAAAAUGCCCUUACAUCAUUUCCAGAAGCCACAAAACAAAGACCACAUUAUAGUUAUUGAACCUUUUUUUGUUUUUGUUUUGGUCGUCUGCUAUAUUAUCUUCAAAGAUAUUUUGAAACAAUUUUAUUACACAUGAUGAUCGAUCACGAUUUAUAUAUCCCAGGAUACAACCGAUCACGAACUAAUACCCAAACACACUAUAACUCAAGCGAACUUAAUCUACGAUAUGUUUUCGAAACUACUAAAAUAAAAACUUACUUUUAAGAAGCAAGAGAGAAGCGAGACUUUAAAACUUAG